Molecule: messenger RNA, 1741 nt
Organism: Erigeron canadensis
Lineage: Eukaryota; Viridiplantae; Streptophyta; Magnoliopsida; Asterales; Asteraceae
Product: probable serine/threonine-protein kinase PBL11
Exons: 6
Coding region: 285-1487 (400 amino acids)
Biological process (GO): protein phosphorylation
Molecular function (GO): protein kinase activity; ATP binding
Source: RefSeq, a predicted model, not a curated record
UUAUAAUUGUCUCUCCUUAUAUAAUUUUUUCAACAAAAUUUUACUUUAUUUUCAAUCAAAUUAUAAUAAUAACUUGUGGGUUUGUGUUGGAAAUAGGAAAGUUUAAACCUUUUUAGGUUUUUGAGUUAAAAAGAUCUGAUAAAAAGAAGGAUUUAGCAUCAGAUCCAAGAUUUUUAUAAGUAAAAAGUGGGAUUUUGUUCAAGAUAUGUUUUUGUUAAUAUUUAAUUAGGAUUUUGUUGCAUAAUAAUUAGGGUUUUUGGGAAAUCUUGAAAGUUUAUUAAUUAAUGGGGAUUUGUUGGAGUAUUCAGAUUAAAGCUGACAGUGCAUUUUUGACUGGUAUUGACUCGAAAACUGGAGAUAGAAAUGGGAACAGUAAUUCAAGUAGUAAAGUUUCAACUGGUUCUCAAACGCAAACGCCUCGUAGUGAGGGCGAGAUUUUGCAGUCGUGCAACUUAAAAAGCUUUACUUUCAAUGAACUUAAAAGCGCCACGAGAAACUUCCGUCCAGAUAGUGUGCUCGGGGAAGGUGGAUUUGGUUCUGUUUUCAAAGGAUGGGUUGAUGAGCAUUCGUUUUCAGCGUCAAAGCCAGGAACUGGUAUUGUGAUUGCUGUAAAGAGGUUGAAUCAAGAAGGAUUACAGGGCCACAAGGAGUGGUUGGCAGAAAUCAACUAUCUUGGCCAGUUACGCCAUCCUAAUCUUGUGAAAUUGAUUGGUUAUUGCUUAGAAGAUGAUCAUAGGCUUUUGGCUUAUGAGUUCAUGCCGAAAGGUAGCAUGGAGAAUCAUUUGUUCAGGAAAGGUUCUUACUUCCAGCCACUUUCUUGGCGUCUGCGCCUGAAAGUUGCUCUUGGGGCCGCAAGGGGUCUUGCAUUUCUUCACAAUGCUGAAACAAUGGUCAUAUACAGAGACUUCAAGACUUCAAAUAUUCUACUUGACUCGAACUUCAAUGCAAAAUUAUCUGACUUUGGGUUGGCACGGGAUGGCCCAACUGGUGAUAAAAGCCAUGUUUCUACUAGAGUUAUGGGAACCUAUGGAUAUGCUGCUCCUGAAUAUCUUUCCACAGGUCAUCUAACGGCAAAGAGUGACGUCUACAGUUUUGGAGUUGUUCUCCUGGAAAUCUUAUCAGGUAAAAAGGCAAUAGACAAAAAUCGUCCACCUGGAGAACACAAUCUAGUAGAAUGGGCUAAACCUUGUCUUACCAACAAACGAAGAAUCUUCAGGGUUCUGGACCCACGGCUUGAAGGUCAAUAUUCACUUGGACGAGCUCUCAAGUUAGCAAACCUUGCACUUCAAUGUCUAUGCAUGGAGCCCAAGCUGCGACCCACUAUGGAUGAAGUGGUGACCACUCUAGAAGAGCUUCAGGACAGUGAAAAACGUGAACGUAGGGAACCGCAAGUGAACUCUUCAACGAAUAAAGCCCGGUCCUGUAGACAAGAAGUUGGCACAGGGAUGGUUGCUUAUCCUAGACCUUCUGCUUCCCUUCGUGCUUAAGCCGAUGUUACUUUUUUGGGGGGUCUACUUAGUGUACAGCUCUUUUUUUUGGUCUGUUUGCAAGUGGGUUCGUGUAUGUCAGUGUCAAAGUGUAUGUUGUCAAAGACAUGUAGUUUUACCAGAAAGACUUGAUAAUUUUGGGUUGUGAUUAAGUUAUACCAUGUUGUAUUGAUCAGCUGAGUAGCUUUGGAUUAUUUUGCUAAAUGUAGAAUGCAGAUUUAAAAAUGCCAAUUCUCUUUUGGGUUCAUUGUUCA